AUAUUUUACUAAUAUCUUCAAGUUUUAUUUUUAUAAAAAAUCGUUUCUUACCCAUCACUAGUAUUAGCCUCCUUUCUUUAGAUAAAUCUCACAAUCAGCAUUAUUAAAUAUUUAUGAAAUCUGUAUUUUUUGUCUUUGUUAAAAAUAGGUAUGUUAAUUAGACCCAGUAUUUGCUGUAUUGCCUCUCUUUUUAAAUGUAGAAUUGCUAACUGUUGUAAUAAUUUAAGACAUUUUUGAAGUUACUUUUCUGCCGCAUUAUAAAUAGAAGUGAAAAACCUGUGACUUCUUGGAGCUUGCUUUCAGUGCUUAAACAAGUAGAUGUGGUAGAGUUAUUAAGGAUAUUGAGACAGUUAGUUAAGUAAAUAUUUAUUGAAUAAUAACUGUGUGCAAGUUUUUGUGCCAGAUAACCUAGGUUAACAGUGGUAGAUAAUAUGAUCCUUAUCUUUAAGAGUUUUCAUUUUAUCAGAUGAGAUGGUUAAUACAUUAUUUUAAACUCUAGAAAGUUGUAAAGUACAGAUGGGGAGAAAGUUUGGACUGUCUACUAGUAGAAGGUGGGGAGAGGUGAACAUAUUCCAGUUGAAUCUUUUGAGUUGUAUGAGAAUUGUACUCUAUAAUGCAAUGAGUCAUGACAUGUACAGUUAACUCUUUAACAAGUGGGGUUUAGGGGCACCCACUCUCCAUGCAGUUGAAAAUGCACAGGUGUAUAUAUACCUAGGUAUAUAGAAAUUGAACACAUCUGGUCAGAGCAGUUCUUCCUGAGGAAACUGACAGAAUCCUUUAUAGAACAUUUUCUUCCUUAUCGUCACUGACACUCGGUCAGCACUCACUGUGCACCAGGCUCUCCUCUGAGCGCUUCACUUGUGUUAUAUAUGUAAUCCGCAUUACAGAGGUGUGCGGGGAGCCUGACUGCAUCUCCUGUUUCAGACGGGGGUUGAGUCGUUUCCGUGCCCCUGGCGGUGUGCGGGCUGCUGUGCAUCCCGUGGAUUGCUUAGUCGUUACAGCAGCCUUCAUUCACAAAUAAGGAGAUGGAACUCUCUGAAGCUACAUAAUUUGAGUACACAUCUAUCUGACUUUAUAGCUCAUGUGAAGUACUAUAUUUUACUGGGUGGGAAGCUGCCUUCUUCUUGUUGAACUCUCACAUAAGGUAUAAAUAACAAUACUCAAUUUUGGGGGUACCAGCACUCUUGAUCAUCUAUGAAAGCUAUGGAUCUACUUUGCAGAACAGUGAGCAUAUGAAAAUAGUUUUUACUGCAGGUUUAGGAGAGUUCAAGUAUCCUUUGAGCCUGGCUAAAGAGCCUUUACUUUGGUAUGAUUCCUUGCUCUAGUCUAGACCAACUUUCCCCUUGCAAGGGUGCCAUGUUGUACUCUUUCCAUGAUUCUCAAUAUACGGAAAUAGCUCAUUUAUUACUUUGUACACUGUGUGUUAAACUGACAGAUACUUUAUUAAGAUUUUACCCACUUUUCCAUCUUGAGGUAACCCUUUUUUAAAGCAUUUGUAUAUGUUUAGCUCAUUUAUAUCCUUGUUAUUAAAAAUUCUGGAUCCAUCUUGCUCCCUCUCAGUAUCUGCUGAGUAAUGACAUUUAUGAAAGUUAAGAUUCCUUGUCAUUAAUAUUUAAUGUGGAUGUACUCAUUAAAUGUUAAACCACAUACCUAAUUAAAAUAUUUAAUAUAUAUUCACUGAUUUUUCUCCUUCAGAAGAAGGAUUAAUUUUAAAGAUAUAAAGUAUGUUCUGUUGUUAAAUAUCAGCUAGAAAUGGCUUUUGAAUUUCUAAAAUAAGAAAAUAAUAGAUAUAGUAAUCAAGUUCUUUAAUGUUAGAGAACUUUCAAAAUGUGUUUCUUUAAACUCUGAGAUAGUCUCUAUAGGGGCAUUUCAUAAAGUAUUUUAUGCCCUGUUAUUUAAGAGAAAAACAGCUGAUGGGGCCAGUUUAAAAUAAAAUGAGUCAUAGGAAAUUGGACUGUCUUAAGUAAUUGUGUAGUAAAUGAAGUUGUAAUUAUUUUAAGGAAAAAGAAACAAGGAACAUUAUUAUUUCAAGAUACAAAAUUAUUAUUGUUGUGAAGUUGGUGGCAUGAAUACAGGUGUUUUUUUUACUGUAUGUUGAGAUAGACAUGGAAACAUUUAACUCACAUCAUUCCUUUUUCAAUCUUUUAAAAGCACUCUGCUGUUAGGGUAAUCUUACAGGCAAGAGAUUGUGAAGGAUUAGCAUCUUUGUUUGUUGUGUCAUUCUUUGAUUGCUUAAUUGCCAUGUAGAAUGCAGAAUGUUCAAGAGAAGGGUGUUUAGUUCUUUAGCUCUUACAAAUCCCAACGAACCCUUAGGUAUGUUGUUCCUUCUUAGCAUUGUUAAAUCAGCAGUACCUUUUUUUUCUUUUUUGUUCAGUAUGUUGCAGGAAGAGGGGACCCGUUCCAGGGUGGAUGGGCCCCCGGGCGGAGCGCAGCGGGGCGACGCGGCCCGGAGAGCUGCUGGGCCUUGUGCUUUGCAGUCUCAGGUUGUUUGGUGAUGGGAUUCGUUUCGGGUUUGUCUCUGGCCAGUCAUUCUGACUCAGAGUCCUUCUUGGUGAAGCAUGCAUCGCUCAGCCAAGAUAGAUUUCAGCAAGGAUUCUGGGAGGUUGGUAGGACAUAUGGACUGGCAUCUCCUUUCUCCUUCUGACCUUUUCUGAAUUCUUCCAGUUGGUGGUAGCUUGUUAGUUUCACCUUCUUGACCAGGCCCUCCUGUUGUGAGACAACUCAUGCAGAUCUCACCGUGGGGUCUGGUUGGGGCAGGGAGCUUCGGUCAGUGGUCCCCUAAUGAGCGUCUGUUCAGUGACCUUUCUGUCCUUCCUUUGGUCACACAGGGCAGCUUGAGGGACUGUGAUUCCUCUACCAGGGGUCGAACCCGUGCUCCCUGCAUUGGAGGUGUGGAGUCUUAACCACUGGAUUGUUGGGGGAAGUACCUACUUAAUCUGUCUAAAACAAAUCAGAAAAAUUAAUUAGGGCUGUGUUUCAAAUAUUUAUUUAAAAACUUCUAUAGACCAAUUAAGAGAGUUUGGUAUUGGUGAAAACAUGCAUAGGAAAGGAAAGAGAUGUAAUGCUGAAAUGUAUGAUUAAAGUUCAUUAAACUCAGAUAGUGAGCUGGGUUGGGUGAGAAUAUUUCAGCUUUCUGGAAAGUCUUCAUCUCAUUAAAAUUUUUCCAAAUAUUGGUCAGGCAUUGGUCAUUGCUAAUUGGUUUUCAGAGGAAGCUAAUAAAUUAUAUAACACAAAAAAGUUUGACCUAGACCAAGUUUGGGGUGGAUUUCUUUCUUCAUGUAUUUUAUGUGUUGGGCUAAGUUCUGUGGGAGAAAAUGUAGUAGAGAGGGUUCACUUACACUUUGGCUGGAAAGACAAAAUGUACUCACAGAAAUUGAACUGUUAAAAGAACUAGAGGAAAGGAAUUGUUUAACAUUUCAGUGGAAGAGAAGAAAGCCAAAAUCAAACAAUAACACUAAACAAAAGGAAACUCCUCAAACUUUAACAAUGCACCAACGUCUUUGUGCUUUUCUUAAAGGGUUUCUUUCAAACCCUAACCUGUUCAUUCAUCAGACUUUGUGGUUUUUUUGUUUUUUUUUUUUUGGAGCAUCUGCUUGUGUGGCAUUGUGCAGAGCACAAGGGAUACAGUGCUGUCUGCCUUGAAGAUGCCUGUAGCCUAGUGGGACAGUUGAAAGUGAUCGAUCGUUUAAGUGCAGGUGUGAUGAAUGCUGAAUUUGAGGUAGGCAGAGAAUGUCUUGCUAUUCUUGCAAGCAUGGAGCCGCAGCUUGAAACUCAGCCAGGGACACUGGGCAGUGAGACAUUUAUCUCAGGAGAGGUGAGAUAUGGAUUGAGUUUCUAAAGAUAAGGAGAAGGUAUACAAGUGAAAAAAGGUAUGUUUGUGUAGUUGGAAAACUACAAAGAAAAAAAGCAUCAGAAUGUUGGCUCUUGAGCUUUGGAGCCCAUCUAAGGUUAUUAGAGUUCAUUACAAGAGAGGAAGGAAUGCUCUCAUAGUUAGAGUCAUAGAUAACUGACUACAUGACAGCAAUUGUAGAUGCAGAGAGGUGUGCACAUUGGGCUUAGUGACAGUCCACUAUUUUAAAGUAUGUUUUUGCAUAAAAUUUGAUGUUCAUAAUGAUGAAUUUGUAUGAUCAAGAAAAAAUUCAGACUGUAUUCAGUGUGCUGAAGAUUUCCAUCCAGAAUAGUUACAAGAGAAAAAUAAAUUUUGCUUAUUUAAAGAGGUUUGUUCCUUGCUGUCUGGAAAAUGUGAAAUUGUACAGUAGAAGGAAUAACUAACUUUCCAGGGAUUCCAAGAAAGUGCAGUUAUAUCAUAAUCUAAUAUAAAUUGUUCAUUAAAUGUGGUGGGAAUGUAGGGUAAAGGAAAGAAGGGAAUGAGUUGGUUAAGUCAGGAAAGUGAUUUUUUUAACUUGUAUUGGAGAAAAAAGCACAUUUCAGGGUUAACGAUAUUUAUAAAUAGUAGUGUUUUCUUUCCACCGUCACACUCGGCAGUGAUGCAGCGUGUCUCCUGACUCAGUGGGCUGGACAUUCUGAGCAGGUGUCCCGUGCCAGCUGCUGUGAAUGUUGGUGAAGCCCUGUCACUGUUGUAUCUAGGUCACCGCUUCUUAAAGCUUCAGGUGAAUCAGCAUCACCUGGUGGGGCCCAGCCUGAAGUUUCCAAAUCAGUAAGUCUGGGGUGAGGCCUACAAAUAUGAAUUUCAACAGGUAGCCACAUGCUGAUGCCACUGGCCCAGGGACAACACUCUGAGAACCACUGCUUUAGGUUUAGUGCAAGUCCUGCUGUUCCCCUUUCCCAUUUGUAAAAUGGAAAUCAAAAUAGGAAUCCUUUGAACCCAGAACUGUUUGAUUUAUACUUAUAUGCCUAAUACUAGGAUUUUAAGUAACAGUUUAAGUGUUUUUGCACAGUGAAAUAUUACAAUAGCUGCCACUUUGGGAAUACUUUUUAUAUAACAGGCAUUGUGAUGUAUUUUAUCUCAUUUAGUGUGUUCAGUGCAUCUUCACUGAAUCUUCAAGAUAUUCCUUAUUUUUCCUUUUAUAGAGAAAGAAACUGAAUUUAGGUAAUUUGCUUGUAUAAUUUUUGUGUGGUAGAGCCAGAAUUUAAACCCAGGUCUCCGUCUGAAAAACCCAUGCUCUUUUUUUUUUAAACUUUUUAUUUUUGCAUUAGGGUAUAGCCAAUUAACUAUUUCGUGAUAGUUUCGGGUGAACAGCAAAGGGACUCAACCAUAAAUAAACAUAUAUCCAUUCUUCCCCCAAUUCCCCUCCAUCCAGGCUGGCAUUUAUUUAGCAGGGUUCCCUAGGCUCUACAGUUGGUCCUUGUAACCCGUGAUAUUUCAGUAAUUCUGUUAGGCCUACUUGUAAGAUAACUUCAAUCAGUUUAUCCUCUGCUUGUGUUACUUGUUUCAGACUUUUUUCUAGAAAGUGAUGGUCUUUGAUGCAUCCUCAGAAUAGAAGCGUAUAGCACAUGUUUCAUGUUACUUGGUGUACAGAGCAGCUUAAUAUUGUGACUUUGAUAAUGAGAUUGUGUUUAUGUUUGUUCCUAGUUCUCAUCUUGGAUUUAAAAGCAGAAUUCACUUACCUUGUUCAGUUAAAUGAAUGGUUCAUUAUCAGUAAAUGAAGAUCAGAAGAAAGACAGCCCCUAAGUUGUACAGUGGGAAAUGACUGCUUCCAUUGCAGUUGUUAAAUCUAUGCUGGUCAUCUCCCAACUCACACACAAGCAUGUCUGUGGUAGGAAGUUAAGAGCUUUGUUAGUAGUGGGACUCUUGAACAAAUAAAAGCCAUCACUUCUCAUGUCAGUCUUCAGUGGUUCCUCUUCUGAGAAAAAGGAUAGCAAAUGGCCUAUAAGGUAUGUAUUUCUUGAAAAAUUAAGAAGUUAAUUUAUUACGCUUAUGUAGAGUGUUAUUUAUUAUAUGUAAAGGUAGUUUAAUAAGUGAUUGGACUUAUAGAGAACUUCUCGUUACUCUGUUCCUUUCCCCACGACCAUUAUGCCUAACUGCCUAGCAUUUUAAUAUUGAGUCAGAAAAGGACCUUGGAAGCUUAAGACCAUUCUCUGGGCUACUAUUAGCAAUGAACGAAGUAAAAAUCUACUUACUGUCUUGGCCUGCUCCCUUUAUACUACUGUAAGGCAGCACUGACCACCUGAGUCAUAUUCUAAAUCGGUUUUACUGCUAAAUAGCCAUAUUGCAAAUAAUGAGAUUUGGUAGAAUUAAUAAUAUGGUGUAAUAUUUAUACGUAAAUGUGGAAAUGGCCCCUUAUGUGCACGCUUUCUCAUAAGUACUCCAUAAGUCCUGUCCCUUUCAAAUAACGAGGUAACGAGCGUCACUUUGGUGGGUAGUCCUGGUGGCUGCAGGGCGAGAGAGGAUGGCGUGAGCCUGGUCUCCCUGUGCGACACCACUGGCUUCAGUGGGCUUUUAUAGGCCAGUCUGGGAACCUAACUGCCGAGUUCCAAAAGCAGGUUUGCUCACUAUAAAAUUUAUGUGUGCCUAUGAGAAAAAAAAAAAGAAACUCAGAAGUAUCAGAAGUAUAACAGGAAAAGAAGACCCAUAUCUUGCUACCUAAAGGGCCAUGCCAGUCAUGUUAGCAUGUUUCUUCCAGUUGUUUUGCUGUGUACUUAAGGAAAAAAUACUUCUGAAAUCAGUGUACCACAAUUUGAUAUCCCUCUGAAAAUUAUCGGCAACUUCUCAUUAAAAAGUCUUUCUAAAUAUGUAUUUUAAGAGUGCAAAUACCCAUUCCCCAAGGAAUUUUGUAUUUUUUUACUGUUAUAAAUAUGUUUAAACAAGUGACUCAUAGCUUUACUUUUUUGCUGGCUAAAUAAUACCAAUUAAGAAAAAAAAUCACUCGUUGCACGGUAGUGCGAGCACCUUACAGCUUCCGUUCUCAGGAUCGGCCGCCCUCCUGCGUGCUGAGCUGCUAGGAAGCCGCUGUUGGCGAGCUCGUAGGAGCUUGAGACUGUCGUCACCUCUCCAGUUUUAACCAGGGGGGGAAAAUGGUUGAGGCAGAUCGUCCAGGAAAGCUCUAUAUCGGUGGCCUCAAUACAGAAACAAAUGAGACAGCCCAUGAAGCAGUAUUUGGCAAAUAUGGGCGAAUAGUGGAAGUUCUCUUGAUGAAAGAUCGUGAAACCAAUAAAUCUAGAGGAUUUGCUUUUGUCACCUUUGAAAGCCCAGCAGAUGCUAAGGAUGUAGCCAGAGACAUGAAUGGAAAGUCCUUAGAUGGAAAAGCCAUCAAGGUAGAGCAGGCCACUAAACCAUCACUUGAAAGUGGCAGACGUGGACCACCUCCACCUCCAAGAAGCAGAGGCCCUCUGACAGGUCUUCGAGGAGGAAGUGGAGGAACCAGGGGGCCUCCAUCCCAUGGAGGGCACAUGGAUGAUGGUGGCUGUUCCAUGAAUUUUAACGUGAGUUCUUCCAGGGGACCACUUCCAGUAUAGAGAGGACCACCACCAUGAAGUGGGGGUCCUCCUCCUAAAAGAUCGGCCCCUUCAGGACCAGUUCGAAGCAGCAGUGGAAUGGGAGGAAGAGCUCCUGUAUCACGUGGAAGAGAUAGUUACGGAGGUCCACCUCCAAGGGAGCCCUUGCCCUCUCGUAGAGAUGUUUAUUUGUCCCCAAGAGAUGAUGGAUAUUCUACUAAAGACAGCUAUUCAAGCAGAGAUUACCCAAGUUCUCGUGAUACAAGAGAUUAUGCACCACCACCAAACGAUUAUACUUACCGUGAUUAUGGUCAUUCCAGUUCACGUGAUGACUAUCCAUCAAGAGGCUAUAGUGGUAGAGAUGGCUAUGGUUGUGAUUGUGACUAUUCAGAUCAUCCAAGUGGAGGUUCCUACAGAGAUUCAUUUGAGAGUUAUGGUAACUCACGUGGUGCUCCACCUACACGAGGGCCCCGCCAUCUUAUGGUGGAAGCAGUCGCUAUGAUGAUUACAGCAGCUCACGUGACGGAUAUGGUGGAAGUCGAGACAGUUACUCAAGCAGCCAAAGUGAUCUCUACUCAAGUGGUCGUGAUCGGGUUGGCAGACAAGAAAGAGGGCUUCCCUCUUCUAAGGAAAGGGGGUACCCUCCUCCACGAGAUUCCUACAGCAGUUCAAGCCGCGGAGCACCAAGAGGUGGUGGUCGUGGAGGAAGUCGAUCUGUGAUAGAGGGGGGGGCAGAAGCAGAUCUUAAAAACAAACAACUUUGGACCAAAAUCCCUGUUCAAAGAAACAAACAAAAGUGGAACCUGUUCUAUCAUAACUACCCAAGGACUACUAAAAGGAAAGAUAGUGUUACUUUUUUAAAAUUUCCUG
Messenger RNA from Cervus elaphus (red deer), 8265 nucleotides. RefSeq names its product RNA-binding motif protein, X chromosome-like. Gene Ontology annotation, biological process: positive regulation of mRNA splicing, via spliceosome. The transcript has a single exon. NCBI's taxonomy places the organism in Eukaryota, Metazoa, Chordata, Mammalia, Artiodactyla, Cervidae. Gene Ontology annotation, cellular component: spliceosomal complex. The record is from RefSeq and is a predicted model, not a curated record. Gene Ontology annotation, molecular function: RNA binding.